ACCCCUGUCACUACCCAAAUGCUUAACUUCUUGAAAGUGGCGUUCGGACCCGGUCCCAACCCCGAGAGGCAACUUUCCACGGAUUCAUUUACUUCCAGCACCGAAAGCUUGGAUAUUCGAGUUGGCAAGCCCCCUCAUGCUCGGGCUGUGCAUAUUCCACAAUGUGCCUUGAGGGCUUGUACAACGCUGCGCCAACAAUGUGGCCAAGGAUCGACCAUCAUAAAUGCAGAUCCAAUUGUAUUUGAGGUCAUCCUAGAGUAUCUGGAUGGGAAUGGGUUAUUCGGGAAAAUGCGACCAUAUGGACAAAAUCCGCUUGAACAGUUGGUCGGUGGUAGUGAUCAGAUGCUCAAACUCGUUAAGGCGUGGCAUUUGGCGGAGAUGCUCAACCUCCCGCACUUGCAGAACAAGCUCAUUGACACGUUCCGCGUUCUUUAUGCUGGACUCCUCAAAUCACGGAUUCGGAUGCCUUUAUGUCCUGAGCCAUUUGUCUAUUUGAGGAACCACAUGAGUUACCAUACAAAGGUCGAAAAGUUCCUCGUAGACUUUUACGCUGGUUUGGCCCGGUUUGGAGAAGAUUUUCGAGCGGAAGAGUUUCAAGCUAUACCAAAAGACAUUGCCCAGCACCUUCGGCAUCGACGCGCGUACUUGGUUAAGCAAGGCCGCUACGGCGACCGCAUCGCAAGGGGCGAUUCCGACUUCAACGUCAGCAAGUCCGACGAUACGCAACGAACAAUGCUGCAAGUAUCGCCUUCGCUAGUACCUCCCACAGAGAGCAUCCUGGUUCGGCCAUCUUCUCGACGUGCGUUCUCCGCCUCGACACUGCCAAGCAUGCGUCCUCGUUCACCGAUACCACCGAGUUCUCCAAGGUUACACGGACAACAAAAUAGCCAGAACCGCGGUCAUAGAACUCGCCUCUCUCUUCCGAGUAUCACGAACGUCACAGGCCAUCCUGAAAUUUUCGUCCCACGCGGGCUGAUACAUACGCUACAAUCGACCCAAGGAGCCAAUCCUCGGCCAAAGCAACCAGACUCCUCGCCUGUGAUGACUUCGCCCUCAAAUAGGGCACCUUUCAUGGACAGCAGCCCAAGUAGGUAUCGCCGACAGUCGCAGAUGAUGGCAGAUGAUAGUUCGUCGGACGAUGGGAGCGUGUAUGACUUGUUCUUCGAGAACCUCCCAGCGUUGAAUAUCUCACAGCAGCAUCCUAUUAAGGCCAAUAAAAAAUAA
Molecule: messenger RNA, 1224 nt
Organism: Cucurbitaria berberidis CBS 394.84
Lineage: Eukaryota; Fungi; Ascomycota; Dothideomycetes; Pleosporales; Cucurbitariaceae
Exons: 2
Coding region: 19-1224 (401 amino acids)
Source: RefSeq, a predicted model, not a curated record